Trichomonas vaginalis G3 is the source of this 510-nucleotide messenger RNA. Its product is annotated as actin-related protein 2/3 complex subunit 4 family. Gene Ontology annotation, cellular component: Arp2/3 protein complex; actin cytoskeleton. Gene Ontology annotation, biological process: Arp2/3 complex-mediated actin nucleation; actin filament polymerization. Bases 1 to 510 code for a protein of 169 amino acids. The record is from RefSeq and is a predicted model, not a curated record. NCBI's taxonomy places the organism in Eukaryota, Parabasalia, Trichomonadida, Trichomonadidae. The transcript has a single exon. Gene Ontology annotation, molecular function: actin filament binding.
AUGGCGAAUCCAUUAGCUUCAUACCUUGCAGCAAUUCGCAGAACACUUCAGGCUUCACUUUGCCUUCGUAAUUUCGCUUCUCAAGAAAUUGAGCGCCAAAACAAGCCAGAAAUUGAAAUCGGCAAGACACCAGAAGUCAUUGCACGCCCACUUCUUAUUUCUCGUUCUCCAUACGAAAAAAUCUAUAUCGAAACAGCAAUCAAUAGCGUUCGUAUUUCCGUCAAAGUAAAGCAGAUCGAUGAUGUCGACAGACUUCUUGCUAAAAUGUUCAUGCGCUUCCUUGCUCAGCGUGCUGAUCAGUUCCGCAUUAUCCGCAGAAAACCAAUUCAGGGAUAUGAUAUUUCCUUCCUUGUUACAAAUAUUCACACAGAACAAAUGAUUUUAUCUAAGUUGAUCGAAUUCAUCAUCACAUUCUUAACAGAUGUCGAUAAGGAACUUUCCGAUAUGAAGAUCACCCUCACAAAGCGUGCUCGUAACUGCUCUGAGGAAUACCUUAAGAUCUUGGUCUAA